AGCCUUUUCUUCUACGUUGAGCUACUAGCAAACUAAGCAACCAAGAGAAAAAUGGCUGCCGCUUUGAUUGGACAGGCUAUUAUCUCCGCUUCCAUCCAGGUGCUGUGCAACAGAAUUGCUUCAACCGAGUUCGCUGACUUGUUCUGGCAGAAGAAGCUGGAUGAACCACUCUUCAUGAAACUGAAGACGACGCUGCUCACCCUUAAUGUAGUGCUCAACGAUGCGGAAGAGAAGCAAAUUUCAAACCCUGCUGUGAGAGACUGGCUGGACGACCUCAAGCAUGCUGUCUUCGACGCGGAGGACAUACUUGAUGAGAUCGACACUGAAGCUUUGCGAUGCAAGGUGGAAGGUGAAGGUCAAACCGAGAAAUUAACCAAAAAGGUGUGGGACUUCUUCUCUACUUCUCGUAGUCAUUUUUAUCGAAGCAUGAAUGUUGGGAUACAAGGGUUAUUACAAAGGCUGGAUGACUUUGUGCAACAGAAAGUUUCCCUUGGUCUUACAGAAGUUGUUGGGAGGAAGGUUUCACAAAGAACUCCAACAACUUCCUUGAUUCAUGAACCUUUUGUAUAUGGAAGAGACGAAGAUAAAGAAAAUUUAUCAAAAGUCUUGUUCUUUGAUGAUGCAAGCGAGGAUGAUGUAUCUAUCAUCACCAUUGUUGGUAUGGGCGGGGUUGGAAAGACGACCCUUGCUCGAGCCCUUUACAAUGAUGAUAAGGUGAAAGAGCACUUUACCCAUAGAUCUUGGGCUUGUGUUUCAGAAGAUUAUGAUGCUAUUAGGGUGACUAAAACUCUUCUCGAGUCGGUCACUUCAAAACCUUCUAAGAUGACAGAUUUGAAUUCGCUUCAAGUUGAACUUAGAGAACAACUGAGAGGAAAUAAAUUCUUAUUUGUGUUGGAUGACCUUUGGAGUGAGAAAUAUUCUGAUUGGAGGUGCCUACAACCUCCUUUUACUUCCGGGGCAAGGGGAAGUAAAGUCAUCGUGACAACACGAAGUGAAAAUGUCGCAUCUCUCAUGAAUAAUGUUCCCAUUCAACACUUGAAGCCUUUGUCACAUGAAGAUUGUUGGAUGUUACUUGCAAAACAUGCGUUUGGAAACGAAAACCACAAUGCACAUCCAACUUUGGAAGAAAUUGGCAAGAAAAUUGCACGCAAGUGCAAUGGUUUGCCUUUAGCAGCAGAGACACUCGGGGGUCUAUUACGUUGUAGGAGAGACUUCGAGGAAUGGAAUAAAUUAUUAAAUAGUAGUCUUUGGGAGCUACCUUAUGAUAAAAGUGAUAUCCUUCCAGCCCUACAUUUGAGCUAUCAUUAUCUCCCUGCUCAGUUGAAAAGAUGCUUUGUGUAUUGUUCACUAUUUCCAAAAGACUAUUUGUUCAAGAAUGAAGAUGUAGUUCUACUUUGGACGGCGGAAGGUUUAAUUCCACAAGAUUUUAACCGGCAAAGAAUGGAAGAGACGGCUAGAAGUUACUUUGAUGAGCUAGUAUCACGAUCACUACUUCAAAAAUCAGGAGAGCGUGGUUUCACAAUGCAUGAUCUUCUUAAUGACUUGGGUCAGUUCAUGUCUAGGGGAUUUUUUUUCAGGUUGGAAGAGAGGGAAUCACAAGAAGUUAAAAGACUUCGUCAUUUGUCAUAUGCUAGGAGAGAAAUUGAUGCUGCUAAAAAAUUUGAGCCAUUAAAUGGGGCUAAGUGUUUGCGGACCUUCCUACCUCUCUUUUUUGGAAUAAAUGACAGGUAUAAACGUUUCCUCAUAAGUAAAAAGUUUCUACGAGAUUUGUUGCCAUCCCUGAAACGUUUACGAGUUUUAUCAUUGUCGUGUUAUAAAAAUUUCAAUGAAUUACCUGAUUCAGUGGGCAAUCUCAUUCACCUACGCUACCUGGAUCUCUCCAAGACAGCAAUUGUAAGCUUACCUGGUGCAGUUUGCACUCUCUACAAUUUGCAGACGUUACUGCUGUCAGGUUGUUCUGCUCUCAUUGAACUGCCAGCAGACAUGAGAAAAUUGAUAAAUUUACGGACAUUAACGUUGGCAGGUUGCAGCUCCCUUACUAAAUUACCUGUAGAUAUGAGGGAAUUGAGUAGUUUGCAUUACCUCGAUGUCAGUGGAACAAACAUACAAGGGAUGCCAGUGGAAUUUGGAAGACUAAAAAGUUUGAGAAAAUUAACUGAUUUCAUUGUGGGGAAAUCUACCGGGUCAAGUAUUGGAGAAUUAAGGGAGUUGCAGCAUCUUCAAGGAAGACUUCAUAUUUCAAAUCUGCAAAAUGUAGUUGAUGUUGUGGAUGCCUUGGAAGCCAAUUUGAAGAAUAAGAAAGGACUCAAUGACUUAGAGUUGGCAUGGGGUGAUGAGGAAGCCGAUGAUACCCAAAAGGAGAGAGAUGUGCUUGACAAGCUCCAACCUUCUGCAAAUUUGGAGAAACUGACUAUGAGAUUCUAUGGAGGAACCAGCUUCCCAACAUGGUUAGGAAGCUCUAAUUCCUUCUCGAACAUACAGUUCAUGUGUAUCAGUGAUUGUAAGUAUUGUUUGUCCUUGCCAAGUUUUGGGCAGCUGCCCACUCUUAAAGAGCUACGUAUCAAAAGGAUGAAAUCUGUUAGGACGGUUGGUGUUGAAUUCUAUGGUGAUCUUAAUGGAGCUUCUGUAAUUCAGCCAUUUCGGUCUCUGAAGACGCUAGACUUUGACGACAUGCCAGAGUGGGAGGAUUGGCGACCGAGUCCAAGUGGAGGUCAAUGUUCAGACUUUCCUUGUCUUCAGGAGAUGGGAAUAUGGAAUUGUCCGAAGCUGAGAGGAUACUUGCCCAAUUGUCUUCCUUGCUUGAAAACAUUUAGGGUGUGUCGGUGUGAAUAUCUACAUCUGCAUGAUGAAUGGGCCAGUAGUAGUAGUAGUCUUAACAUGGACUACUUACAGAAUUCAUUGGAAAUAGUUAUUGAUGGAUGCCCAGGUCUGUUACCAUUAAUAGAGAGAGUAGAGAAGAAGUUCUUGUCCACACUUGCAAUUUAUAAUUUUGAUGCAAUACAGUGCCUGCCCAAAAUGAAAUAUCUACGAAGAUUGAAGUUCUGGGAUUGCCCAACCGUGUCGUCAUUAGAGUUCUUAUCUCAUGAGAUGAUGGCCGAAUUGAUAUCACUUGAGUCUUUGUUUAUGCACAACAGUUUUCAUUCAGUGAGGUCCUUCCCGUUGGGCGUUUUCCCCAAACUUUCAACUCUUCAAAUCUUUUGCUGUGAGAAUCUGGAAUCCUUUUCUAUUGAAGGAGUUGAUCAGAACCUAAGCCAUCUCAAUGAGCUGCGAAUCUACGACUGUCAAAAUCUGGCGUCUUUCCCGGACGGAGGAUUGCCCACUCCCAACUUGGGAGAAUUGAAAGUUGGUGGAUGCAAGAAUUUGAAGUCGUUCCCCGAACGAAUUCGCACCCUUGCCGCCCUUGAACGAUUGGAAUUAUGGGAUCUUCCAAAUCUUGUAUCAUUUGGCCAAGGGGGUUUGCCUCCCAACCUGCAAUAUUUUAGGGUUACACGUUGCGACAAAGUGAAGCCUUCCGUGGAGUGGGGAUUACAAGGACUUGUCUCCCUUAAAGAAUUUACAAUUGUUGGCGAGAUCUGGGCACCUUUGCUCAAGGAACAGCUGCUCCCUACUACUCUUACAGUCUCUACAUCGCUGGACUAUCAAGUCUGAAAUCGGUGGUGGACGUAAAAGGACUUCGACACCUCGCUUCUCUUCACCGGCUAACUAUUUAUGAUUGUCCAAGUCUGGAAUUCCUGCCACGAGAGGGACUUCAACACCUCACUUCUCUUCAAGAGCUAACUAUUGGUUAUUGCCCAAGUCUAGAAUUCCUUCCAGCAGAGGGACUUCUACACCUCACUUCUCUUCAAGAGCUACGAAUUUCUGAUUGUCCAAAACUCCAAUUCCUGCCAGAAAACGGUUUGCCGCCAUCUCUUUCGUACCUGGAGAUCGACUCUUGUUCCACCCUGGAGAAAAGGUAUGAGAAUAAGACGGGAGAAGAUUGGGCCAAUAUAUCCCACAUUCCUUUGAUAAGGAUAGGCAAACAAUUCAUCAUAUCCAUAUGAGCUCUGUUUUUCGGCAUUUCACUCUCAGCAAAGAAGACAGAUUAUCCCUGAAUCUUCAACAUUUUCGGAUGGUAUGAAGAGGAUCAAUCCAGCAUAGUAAGCAUCAAAAGUGCAACAUGUUUAGAAGCCUACUUUCGACAUAGGCGGCACAAACUUGCAUCCACAUUUUCCUCCUUCUCCAUUGGCAGGCUGUCUCGUUUUCUUUAUUCAGAUACCAGAUUGAUGCUUGCGUAGAUACUUUAUGCUUUUGUUGGUUCAUAUAAUCGUAGCUGACAAAUGGAAAGAUGUGUGGAGUUAAAUCUUUCGAGACUCAUUAUGGCCUUUGUGGAUGUGGCAGCGAGCUAACUGUGGUGUGGGACUGUAAAGUACAAUUACCCAAGGGAACAGAUGCUAGCUUGCAUCAAUUAUUGGGCUUGUCUGGCAUGAGUAAACAGCCGUGGCAUGCUUUUCUAGUUUUCUUCACGCUGGUGCAAGAGAUAUAUCAUAGUCCUUAGUGUGGAACUUAAGAGGCGAUUGUCUGAGGCAACGGAUGUUAGCUCACAUCAAUUUCCUAAGCAUUUUUGGCAUGAAGAUGAUGCACCUCUAAAGGAAGAUGAUGGAACCUCGGGAUGAUAUAUUUCUUUGUCAUACGGGCGUGGUUUGAAUACGGUGGCCUGCUAUCUCAUCUUCUUUCAAUGCCAUUAUCAUCUUCAAGUUGGUGUAUCUAUGCUUUUGUUUAUGAAUGUGAACUGGAGUUUGUUGAGCUGAUAUGUAAGUAAAGCAAAAGCAUCUGAGAUGACAUUCAUGUUGAAUAGCUAUCACAAGAAGCAGGCAUUUCAAAAUUUCAUAUGUAGUAGGAAUGUGAGAAAACAGAUGGAGGUUGUCUCAUUUUCUUUAUCCCGGGACCAUCUUAAAGCUUGUGUAGAUACGUUAUAUGCUCUUGUGGAUCUGGCCAUAAAUUCGCAGCAACAAUGGAAAGCCGCACGUAAUUAGAUCUUUUAGCAGAAGAUGUGGAGGUGUGCUUUUUGACGUUUCUCUUCCUUCCGUUAUUUUUCUUCAUCAUCAAUAUAACGAGAGAGGAGGGUGGCUGGGGAGGGGUAGCGAACAAGGAAAAAAAUGAAAAGUUGGUAGAAAGGCUUGCCUAAAGGUGACUAGAAGUAGCACAGUUGCACAGACCCGACAUUUUUACAACGCAGUGCUGCUUCCACAUUCUCCACUUAUCCAAAUUCCAACAACAUAAGUCAGUCAUAAAAUGGAGCAUCCGGUUUUGCAGGCGAGGACAUUGGAAGAGCCCUGAAACGAUUUAAACACUUGUGAUCUGUCCAAGCUACAUGGAAGCAGUGGACGGAAAAGGACUUUGACACCUCACUUCUCUUCAAGAGCUACGAAUUGAAAGCUGCCCCAAUUAUGGAAUUUCUGCCAGGAGAGGGACUACAUCAAUACCUCGCUUCUCUUCAAAAGCUAUAUAUUUGGGGGUUUGGCAGCCUCCAAUGCCUUCCAGAAGAGGGUUUGCCGCCAUCUGUUUCUUUCCUGAAAUCCACCGAUGUUCUGCCCUGGAGAAAAGUUGUGAGAAGAAAGACGUAUGGGAGAAGAUUGAGCCAAGAUAUCUCACAUUCCUUGCAUAUGGAUAGGCAGAGACCUGAUCAUAUGAGCGCUCUAUAGUUCGGAAAUACUUUUGCUUUCUGACAUUUCACUCUCAACUCUCAAACCGAAGUCAGGACACAAGGGCUUCUCCUGGAGAGCUUUUCGUAUGCAAGCUUCCCAAAUUUGCCAAUCACUGCCAGAGGAGAGGAGGGUUAAUUGACCACUGUAUAUACAUUUCGUUUUUCUACUAGAACAAUCGUCGAAGUAGGAGAUCGGGAAAGGUUUAAUCCGGCAUAAUAAGCAUCAAAUGCACAAUAUUACUAACAAAAUGUAUGAGUUUCAAAAAUUACAAGCUUUGUUUACUCUUGUUUUCUUUGUAAAGUCUUGUUUGUUCUGAAUAUUUUGUAUUUCAUUCUUGUAAUAUGAUACGGUGGUUUAAAACAUCAAAUUUUGGAAUAUUUCAUGUAUGCAUUUCAAAAAUCAAUGGACAAUACAGUUUCAUUC
This is a messenger RNA of Malus domestica (apple), 6107 nucleotides long. Lineage: Eukaryota; Viridiplantae; Streptophyta; Magnoliopsida; Rosales; Rosaceae. The record is from RefSeq and is a predicted model, not a curated record.